GCCGAGAGAGCAACAUCUGACUUGCGCCUCUCUCCACCACUAUCUUCCUCCACUCCAUCAUGCCUCAAGCGACAAAAGAAGACCUCGAGCGCGACAUUUUCGGUGAUGACUCCGAACUGUCAGAGGAAGAGGAGGUCCCGCCCCGCCAGCGCCAGGCUCGCGCUCAAAUUGAACGCGACGAGUACUCGUCCGCUGGAGAGUCGAGUGACGCAUUUGUCAACGACGACGCACCCCGUGCAAAACCGCCUAAACCCAGACGCCGCACCCGGAGAGACGAUGAUGAGCGUCCCCAGAAGCGCAAACGCAAGCAGACGCAGCUCACCGAGGAGGACCUCGCAGAUUUACCCCCCGAGAUAGCUGCCAAAAAGCGUCGUGAAAUGCAACUUGAUGCAAUCAUAAAGCCAAAGAAGUCUAACCGCCAGAAGAAACGCAAAAAGGACGACGAGGAUGUCCUCGACAGAUUUGCAGACGAGGAAGUAUCGCGGCUGCGCGAGGCCAUGCUUAGUGCGGCUGUCGACGACGAGCAAGCUAACCGGGAUAAGCUGCCAGCUACGAAUAAGCUCAGGCUAUUACCACAAGUUAUGGAGGUAUUGCGAAAGCAAUCGCUCUCCCAGUCCAUAAUGGACAACAAUCUCCUCGAGGGUGUGAAACGAUGGCUCGAGCCCCUCCCGGACCGCUCGCUGCCCGCUCUCAACAUCCAGCGCGACUUCUUCCCGCUCCUGCGCAAGAUGGAGUUCAUCGACUCCGCCGUCCUGCGCGAGUCCCAGCUCGGCAAGGUCGUGCUCUUCUACACAAAAUGCAAGCGCGUCACCCCGGACGUGCAGCGCAUCGCCAACGAGCUCGUGACCCUAUGGAGCCGGCCGAUCAUCAAGCGCAGCGCGUCCUACCGCGACCGCACCGUGCCCGUCACCGCGCUCGAGGCCGCCGCAGGGGGAGCCGGUGGCGCGGGCGCGAAUGAGAAGCUGAACGCGAUCCUCGCGCGCGCGAAGGAGGUCGAGAAGAACAGGGUGCGCAAGAACGCGGUAGCAAUCCCCGAGCAGCGGAUGGGGAGCUACACGGUCGCGCCGCGCGCGGAUGCCGGGAUUAUGAACAGGAAUGACGCGCGCAGCUCGGUCGUGCAGGCGGACACGGAGCGCAGGCGGAAGAACGCGGAGAGGCUGCGCAGUCUGUCGCGCAAGGUGGGCUCGAUGAAGGGGUGAGCUCCUUGUGCGCUUUUGGGCCUCUCAUUUGUUUUGUCGAUGGCUGUUGUUCUGCCAAUUCAGACAUGUAUUUUACACUCGUUAAUUUCACUUUUUCACUGC
Molecule: messenger RNA, 1301 nt
Organism: Coniophora puteana RWD-64-598 SS2
Lineage: Eukaryota; Fungi; Basidiomycota; Agaricomycetes; Boletales; Coniophoraceae
Product: transcription factor iws1
Exons: 5
Coding region: 60-1199 (379 amino acids)
Biological process (GO): poly(A)+ mRNA export from nucleus
Cellular component (GO): nucleus
Source: RefSeq, a predicted model, not a curated record